AGGCAAGGGACCACCUCUGGAGCUCUCUGGCUGAGUGUAAGUUUGUAAUUUGAUGGUCAGAGAGGGGCACAGCUAACACAGCAACUCCUGCCCCCUCAGGGGCAAAACAACAGGUCCUAGCUUGUGCCUUAUGCACAAAGGAGAAGUAGAAGUUCCUGAAGACCACUUCUAGCUGAGAAGCUUUUCUGCGCUCGAAUCAUGGCCUGGCUGCUGCCCAGGCGUUGCUACCUAAAAGUCUGUUCUCAGACCUCUAGAGGCCCUUUUUUGUCCAGCAUAGUGCGAGCCUGGAGCGGUGGGCCCCUGACAGCAUAUAUGCCAGAAGCUGUUUCCUUUCCUGGAUCAAAGAACCACCAGGGCCUUUACAGGAUGUCAGUGGAGCAAGUGGAUACAUUCUGGGGGACACUAGGACGGAACCGACUCACAUGGAUCAGCCCCUUUCACUCUGUCCAGGACUGUAACCUAGAGCAGGGCUGGGUUGCCUGGUUCCUGGGAGGACAACUGAAUGUAGCAGUGAAUUGUUUGGAUCGACAUGUCCACAGAGCUCCGAACAAAGUGGCCCUGAUCUGGGAGAAAGAUGAACCUGGGAAAGAGGUCCAGAUUACAUACCGGGAACUAUUGGAGUUGACAUGCCGAUUGGGAAACACCUUGAAACGGCAGGGAGUGAAGAAAGGUGACCGGGUCACUAUCUACAUGCCCCCAUGCCCUCUGGCUGUGGCAAGCAUGCUUGCAUGUGCCCGGAUAGGAGCCAUACACAUGCUGGUAUUUGCUGGAUUCAGCGCUGAGGCUCUAGCUGACAGAAUCCAGGAUGCUCAAUCAGAGACAGUGAUCACAGUAAAUCAGGGGCUCCGAGGGGGUCGGGUUACUGAGCUGAAGCAGACAGUGGACCAGGCUGUGAAAUGGUGCCCGAAGGUGAAACGAGUUCUGGUUUCCAUGAGGACCGAGCAAAAGGUUCCCAUGUCAGACCUGGAUGUGCCGCUGGAUGAGGAAAUAAUGAAAGAGGACGUGUGCUGUGAGCCUGUUGCCAUGGACAGUGAAGACUUGCUAUUUCUUCUUUACACAUCAGGCAGUACUGGCAAACCCAAGGGGCUGGUCCAUUCUCAGGCAGGCUACUUGCUCUACGCUGCCCUCACACAUAAGUAUGUGUUUGAUUACCAUGAUGGGGAUGUGUUUGGCUGCGUCGCAGACAUUGGUUGGAUCACAGGGCACAGUUAUGUGGUGUAUGGCCCUCUCUGCAAUGGAGGUACAACCGUCCUCUUUGAGAGCACACCUUUGUACCCUGACCCUGGACGUUACUGGGAAACAGUGGAGAGGCUACGAAUUAACCAGUUCUACGGGGCACCCACAGCGAUUCGCCUGCUGCUGAGAUAUGGGGACAAGUGGGUCAAGAAAUAUGACAGAUCUUCCCUCAAGAUCUUGGGCUCAGUAGGAGAACCCAUUAACACAGAAGCAUGGGAGUGGUAUUUCAAUGUGGUUGGAGAAGCACGCUGCCCAGUAGUUGACACAUGGUGGCAAACUGAAACAGGAGGCAUCUGUAUCUCUCCCCGUCCCUCCGACCCUGGAGAUGAGAUCCGCCCAGGUCUGGCCAUGCGACCAUUCUUUGGUAUCAGCCCCUGUCUUCUGGAUGACAAGGGCAACGUCCUAACAGAGAACGAUGUCUCUGGAGCCCUCUGCAUCUCUCAGGCCUGGCCAGGAAUGGCACGGACUAUUUACAAUGACCACAAGAGAUUUUUGUUCAUGUUUCUGACUGCCACAGGAUUUUUCUUUACUGGUGAUGGCGUCUAUCGUACCAGCGAAGGAUACUAUCAACUGACAGGACGACUGGAUGAUGUCAUAAACAUCAGCGGGCACAGGCUGGGCACAGCAGAGGUGGAGGAUGCUGUGAAUCAGCACGCAGCAGUGGCAGAAUCAGCUGUGAUUGGCUACCCUCACAACAUCAAAGGAGAAGGGGUUUAUGUGUUCCUUGUGUUGAAAAAGGGCAUUUAUAUCUCUCGUGAGACUCUGACAGCUGAUCUCCAAGAGCUGAUUUCAAAGAAGAUUGCAAAAUAUGCAGCCCCAGAGUAUGUUCAGAUCACGAGCAGGCUACCCAAGACCCGCUCAGGAAAGAUUAUGCGUCGUGUGCUGAAGAAGAUUGUAGAGAACAAGGCCCACCAGCUUGGGGACCUGACUACCUUAGAGGACUACGAGGCUGUGCAGAAGAUCAUUGAGGAGCAUAAAUGCCUCCUGCAAGGGGAGCAAAGCCAGUAACAGCAGCACAAUCAGCAGGCUCCCUGUUUCCUUUCCCUUCGCUCCCACCGAAUUGGCACCAGACACAGAAAAAGCCAGUUACCAAGCACCAGCGAGUCAGCUUCACCUCUCACCCAUGGUUGCUGAAGACCCACAGUCCCCCUGAGAAGCUGACACUGUCUGGGGUGGCAGGGAUUGCUGCUGCCGGGAAACAGGGAGACAUGUAUCUGAGAAGUAGAUUCCAUAAGACCAGGUGGGCACAAUAGUAGAAUGACAGGAAGUGCUUCCUCACUGGGCAGCUGAGGGUGGGAUGCCCUUACAUGAGGCUAUUAUAAAGACAUUCCCUGCCUGUAGCUAAUGAAGGGGGCAGAGAUUGGUUAGUUUUGGGAUGGAGGCUUCCUUUUCAGCAAGGCUCCCCAGUCCAGUACACUCAUGCAUGACUGAUGGUGAUACCCAGAUCCUCCAGCUGCAUU
Alligator sinensis (Chinese alligator) is the source of this 2696-nucleotide messenger RNA. RefSeq names its product acetyl-coenzyme A synthetase 2-like, mitochondrial. Bases 199 to 2244 code for a protein of 681 amino acids. The record is from RefSeq and is a predicted model, not a curated record. Lineage: Eukaryota; Metazoa; Chordata; Crocodylia; Alligatoridae. Gene Ontology annotation, molecular function: acetyl-CoA synthetase activity; AMP binding. The transcript is spliced from 14 exons. Gene Ontology annotation, cellular component: mitochondrion.